AGAGCCUGGGACGAAUAUUAAAAUAAGAUGGCGAAGAAAGCAGCGGUAAACAUGUGAAGAUAAUUCUACAUUUCAAAACAAACACAGUCUUAUCCGAGAAAACGUGCAAGGCUAGCAUGGCGUUUCCGCUCCAAGGAGGGCAAGAGUCACAGAAUAGACAGAUUCUCCAAGACCUUCAACAAAAGCGCCAGAUGCUUUUAAAUCAAGGCCAAGCUGGCACUGGAAAUAUAGGGCCUAAUCUUUCUACAAGUCGUUCAACGGGACCAGAAGCUUCCACAUCAACAUCUGUUCCAAACAUUAAGCCUCAUGAGGCCCCAAUCAUUCGUAACCCAGCAGACAUGUCAAUAAGUCAGCGACAAGCUCUUGAGGUUCUUAGCCAAAGAGAAAAGAUACUGUGAUAGGGAGAAAGGGAUUGCCAAAACAUUGGAGGUGGAUUGUCUUAACAGUUGGUACAUUGGCAGCCAAAUUUGGAUGCUGGGUACUGCAAUAGUUAAUCUGGACAUUGGGCAGUACACUGCUUUGGCUUUGUAGCAGUGUGUUAAAAAUAAAUAAAUAAAUAAAUAAAU
Molecule: messenger RNA, 566 nt
Organism: Orbicella faveolata
Lineage: Eukaryota; Metazoa; Cnidaria; Anthozoa; Scleractinia; Merulinidae
Product: SOSS complex subunit C homolog
Biological process (GO): DNA repair
Cellular component (GO): SOSS complex; nucleus; nucleoplasm
Source: RefSeq, a predicted model, not a curated record